Lepus europaeus (European hare) is the source of this 859-nucleotide messenger RNA. RefSeq names its product small nuclear RNA activating complex polypeptide 5 (gene SNAPC5). Gene Ontology annotation, cellular component: nucleus. The coding region runs from base 30 to 347 and encodes 105 amino acids. The transcript is spliced from 3 exons. NCBI's taxonomy places the organism in Eukaryota, Metazoa, Chordata, Mammalia, Lagomorpha, Leporidae. Gene Ontology annotation, biological process: transcription by RNA polymerase II; transcription initiation at RNA polymerase III promoter. The record is from RefSeq and is a predicted model, not a curated record.
GGCGGAGCCGGGCGACGGGGCGCGGGGCCAUGCUGAGCCGGCUUCAGGAGCUGCGCAAGGAGGAGGAGACACUGCUGAGGCUGAAGGCGGCCCUGCACGACCAGCUGAACCGUCUCAAGGUUGAAGAAUUGGCCCUCCAAUCAAUGAUUAAUUCUGGAAGGGGGCAUGAUGAGAUGGUGUCUUCCCAGCCUGUAGCUCAGCAGCCCGCGGAUGUCAGCUCCAUGCUGGUGCAUGUGGACAAUGAAGCAUCUAUCAACCAAACUGCACUGGAGUUGAGCACAAGGAGCCACGUGAUGGAGGAAGAGGAGGAGGAGGAGGAGGAGGAGGAGGAGGAGGAGGACUCCUAAAGAGGGAAAGGAGUCAGGGUUACACAAACGUCCAAGUCUCACUCUCUCUUUGAAGAAAUCAUCAUCUUACCAAAGGCCAUGCUUGCUUAGAAAGGAAGCCAGGGGGCCGGCGCUGUGGCGUAGCGGGUAAAGCCCCACCCCUGCAGUGCCAGCAUCCCCUAUGGGCACUGUUUCAAGUCCCAGCUGCUCCACUUCCGAUCCAGCUUUCUGCUAUGGCCUGGGAAAGCAGUGGAAGGUGGCCCAAGUCCUUGGCCCCUGCACCUAUGUGGGAGACCUGGAGGAAGCUCCCUGGCUCCUGGCUUUAGAUCGGUGCAGCUCCGGCCAUUGCCACAGCGCCAGCCCCUUCAGAAUCUUACUAAUGAGAGUGCGUGACACCGGGAAUUGCGGAUGCGGCCAUGCUGUGGCAGUGUGGUGGUGCCGGUCAGCAGGUCGGGCUCGUUCACUGAGUCGUUUCCUCUGGGGUGCUACCGAGACAUCCUGGGGUUUACAAAACAGGCAGAGUUUAAUUCAAA